UAUUCCGCUGCACUUUAGAAACAAGUUUAAAAUCAAUUCCUCUCAGCAAAUUCAGGUACAUACCUACACCCUUACCCUUUUAAGACAGAUUCAUCGUCCAUCUUUACCUCUGCAAGAGAUAAUUGCACAGGUAUAUCGGCUCGCCAGAUCCAGGUGACCAAUGUAUGAAGCAACUCUUCAGUCAGGAAGCUUCACCAAAUCAACAACAAACAUCAAGACAAUGUCCAAGAGGACAUGUGAUCAUGGAUUGUUUGUUACUUUUCUUUACAAUAACCUUCAGUUUUGGUCUCGUUUGGUCGAGUUGGGAGUGCUUCGAUGAAGAACCCUUCUGUGACCAUCUUGUUCGAAAUAUGUCUUGCUUUGGUGCUUAUAAACUAGGGAAACCAGGGCGAGAUGUGAUUUUGCACCGAGGCCAUGCCAGUCGAACCCAAUCCCGAUGUCGGGUUAGUUGUCGACGUCAAUUUGAAGCCAAUCGGGACAAGUUGACUCCCGAGGAAGUAAUGCACUUUUUGGAAUCGGGCGGUGCUAAUGACACGGUCCAAGAUCCAUUUGGUUACGAGUAUGAUGUCUGUGACCUUAGAAAAGGAUUCACUAAUGUGGCACGAGAAAAUCUGUUCUCAUAUUGGGAACAUUUCUAUGGCACCGAACAUGAGAUCUACACAAGGGUGCCUAAUUUUACCGAAGUGGGUUUUGAGAAGGUACAGGUUCCAAACGUGAUUUGGGGCGACAUUCUCGAUUUUUACAAGCACAAGAAGAAACGAUCAGAACCGUCUUGGCUUCGAGAGGAGGGAUGUGCCUUGGGGAUUCAUUUCUGUGAAGAGGCUUACGAAACCGAGUCCGAAUGCCACAUACGUAAUGUGACCAAAAUGGAGUACAUGAAACUCAAUCCUGAUCUUCUUCGUCGCAUUUUGAAAAGCCUGCAUGGUCCAGCUGAAAAGUGGUCUGGAUUGGAAUUGGACCCACAAGUGGCCUAUGGAAUUAGGCGGUACAAACGUGGCUCUUGGAUGGCUGCUCACAUUGACACUAUCCGCACUCAUGUGAUAAGUGCAAUCAUCAAUGUCAAUCAAAAAGUGGACGAACCUUGGCCUUUGGAUAUAUUUGAUCACAAUCGCAAGCAUCACAAGAUUACCAUGAAACCUGGUGAAAUGAUUUGGUAUGAGAGUGCCAGGUUACUCCACGGGCGCGUUCAACCAUUGAAAGGAAAAUAUUUUGACAAUAUUUUCGUACACUUUAGUCCCACUUCGUUCAGAAAUUGGAUUCCCAUUGAUAUAUAUGAUUAACUUGUUCAACAAAUUCAUUCUAAAAUAUAUUUGGUCAAAAUUUU
Tigriopus californicus is the source of this 1324-nucleotide messenger RNA. RefSeq lists its product as uncharacterized. The transcript is spliced from 6 exons. Bases 165 to 1280 code for a protein of 371 amino acids. The record is from RefSeq and is a predicted model, not a curated record. Lineage: Eukaryota; Metazoa; Arthropoda; Copepoda; Harpacticoida; Harpacticidae.